Molecule: messenger RNA, 810 nt
Organism: Polychytrium aggregatum
Lineage: Eukaryota; Fungi; Chytridiomycota; Chytridiomycetes; Polychytriales
Exons: 6
Coding region: 96-686 (196 amino acids)
Molecular function (GO): RNA binding
Source: RefSeq, a predicted model, not a curated record
CCCAGUCUGUCCCCAACCCGCUUCACCAGCUGCCUGGACGCCCGAUUGCCAACCCAUCCAAAGCAGGAUCGCACAUCCGGCUCAAACCCCUGAGAAUGAGCCAGCCCAUCGAUCCGUCGAAAAAUCCUGCUCCUGUGGAGCCAACACCCGAUGAUCAGCAGCAGAAACCCGAGACAGUGGAGUCUCGGCUCUAUAUCGGCAACUUGGACCCAUCCAUCACCGAGUUCAAGCUGAUCAAAAUGUUUGAGCGGUUCGGGCCCAUCGCCCGGAUCGACUACCUUUGGUACAAGGUCGGCCCUAAGAAGGGCCAGCCGCGAGGAUACUGUUUUCUAGAGUUUAUCCAGAAGGAGGAUGCAGCCAAGGCGCUGAGCGUCAUGAAAGGCAAGAUCGUAAGCGGACGGACGCUGGUGGUGUCAUACUCGCACGAGCAAAAGAAAACCGAUUUCGGCCCUGGAACGUUGAACCACAAGCUCCAAGCCGGUGUUCGGCCAGAGUACAUCAAUCCCAAGUUGCAGCCCAGGAUGACCAACACGAGCGUCGACGCCAAGAUCGCGGCUCUCGAACGCAAGUUGAGUCAGAUCGAUGGCAAGAAAGAAGCGUCUGCACCUUCAUCCCGUCCUCCGAUAUCGUCGUCAUCAUCAUCACGAGUGCGCAAGUCAUCGUCCGGCCGCCACCACCCAUACUGAUCCAUGCGUGAUCACAGCCACACCAGCAAUACUCGUUUCAGCCACACCUGCAUUUCUCAUUCAACAUGCCCCCCCCCAGCAACCUGAUGUGGAUCGGACGCCCUCGCGAUCCAAUAAAGUCCAC